CCAAUCCAUGAAGGCAAUAAGUAUACAUCAAAAGCAAUGGCACCCCACUGAUGAGAAGAUCAGAAAGAGAUUCGUGUCACAGCACCAUGCUUGGCUGCGGGGUAAGAAAGAACGUUAACCGAUCUGGCCGAGGCAAACGUCUAUCCCUCACCGGAACGUAUAGAUGGACGGUCAGGAUAUAGGUCGAUGUCGAUGCCAGCGCCAUUUCCAGUCCUAGAUACGCAGUACUUCAGUAUACCAGGAAAUCAGAAAAGCCGUUUGAUCGUCAAGUUCGUAAGCAGUUGACCAAAACCAACAUGUCCACCACUGCCAUCACAAUCCCAGCGUCCUACGAGACCCAGCCCAUGCAACACAUCAAGCUCUCGCACCAUCCCGCAGGCGCAUCCGCCGCAACCCCCGUCAUCCUCGUCACGCUGAACAGACCCGAAAAGCGCAAUGCGUUCACGGGCACCAUGGCCACGGAGCUGGAAUGGGCCUUCACGACCCUCGACCGCGACGAGCGCGUCAAGGUCAUCGUCCUGACCGGCGCAGGCGACACCUUCUGCGCGGGCGCCGACCUGGACAUCGGGUUUCCGGACAACAGGCAGGAGCGGCCAAUUGAUCAUCGGGAUAGCGGCGGCAGAGUCGCCCUCGCCAUCCACCGAUGCCGCAAAACCACCAUCGCCGCCAUGCAAGGCUCCGCCGUGGGCGUCGGCAUGACCAUGACCCUCCCUGCGACCAUUAGACUCGCCCACCAAGACAGCAAAUACGGCUUCGUCUUCGCCCGCCGCGGCAUCACCAUGGAAUCCUGCUCGGCGUACUUCCUCCCGCGCCUGAUCGGCUACUCGCGGGCCAUGUACCUCGUCGCCACGGGCCAGGUCUUCGCCCCGACCGCGCCGCAUUUCGACGGCCUCUUUGCCGAGACCUUCCCGCAGCGGGCACAGGUGCGCACGCGGGCGCUGGCGCUGGCGGACGAGAUCGCGCGGAACGUCAGUCCCAUGGCCGCGGUGCUAAAUCGCGCGCUCAUGUGGCGGGGUCCCCGCUCGGCGGAGGAGGCGCAUCUCUUGGAUUCGAGUAUUCUGGCGCAUAUGUUUGCUUCGGAGGACCAGAGAGAAGGGGUCCGAGCCUUCUUGGAGAAGAGAAAGGCUGAUUUUCGUGCGACGCUCGAGGAGCACGGUCCGGAGAAUUAUCCUUGGUGGGCUGAGGUGCACGUUGAUCGGAAGCCGGCUGCUGUCGGGGAGGCGAAAUUGUAGGCUGUUCAUGAGAAACUAGAACUGGGCAUUUGUGCGCAAAGCGGCUGAAGGCAAGGGAAACAAGGCAGACUAGCAAUUCGGGAAGGUAGUAAAAGAAGAAAUCCAUUUCAAUCGCUCACGGAUACUCAAUAUUCAUACAAUCAAAUCCACCAGAACUCAAAAAGUCCCGUACGGA
This is a messenger RNA of Aspergillus uvarum CBS 121591, 1407 nucleotides long. Its product is annotated as enoyl-CoA hydratase/isomerase family protein. The coding region runs from base 297 to 1232 and encodes 311 amino acids. NCBI's taxonomy places the organism in Eukaryota, Fungi, Ascomycota, Eurotiomycetes, Eurotiales, Aspergillaceae. The record is from RefSeq and is a predicted model, not a curated record. The transcript has 4 exons.